ACUAGCUCGUGAAAAAGAUAUUAGAUAUUGGCUAUUGGAGGACACUUUCAAGGUGCGUGUUAUAAACCGUGUUGCUUCUUUUUAUACUGAAGAGCCACUGCAAACAUUUAAUUUAUUUGGUGGACUCAAAAUAUUUAGCUGCACUCGAAUCGUUUCAUUCAAACUUCAGUCUGAACACAAAUUUCUGAUCCCAUAUUAUAUACGUGUCGUAACUAUGCAUACAAACCCAAAAAUAGUGAUAAACGCAGGAAAAUUAGAAAAGGUAUUUUUGUGUAUAUAGUAGGGAAAUACACCGAAAUUCCACAUUUCCGCCUACUGUGAGGAAGUAGUGGGAUCAUUCGAUCAGUUUUGUCACUGUGCGUUUGAAAUAUCUCCAAAUCCAUGGUAGAUUGUUUACUUUACACCUGAACUUGUGCCAAAUUGUAUAACUUUAUCCAACGUGUUUACAUUGAGUCUACGUUCAAGCAUAAUAGCCUGCUGUCCUCAAUAUUUGGCGAAACCCACUUAAAUUAUAUACUUUUUCACUAAAUUUAUGGUAUGUUUGGAUUCCUUACUAUCACGAAACAAAUUUUUAAGCCUAGUAGAUCAGAUUUACUAAAAUUACACGUGGUUUAAGAAAGUUAAUGCAGAACAAAAUAUAAUAUUGCCAGUAAAUAAGUGACAGUGGGCUGCUCAUCACAUCUUUCGAUUGCAUCCUCAAAUCCAUAUUACGUUGCUUUAUUCAUUACUGGAGCAAGCUCUACAAUGCCUAAACAGCAGUUUCGUGUAGUCAUAUAAUACACGCUUGGUGAAGCAUGCCAAACGGAGAUAAACACGUUGAAUAUGAGGUCAAAUGUUACGUGAUACCAUUUUAAAAUAUGGUUUCUACCACAGUCCUCGGCAGUAACGAGAAUGGGCCGGUUCACAUGUUUUUCCUAGGAUUUGAUAAUCACAUCUAAGUCGCUAGUUUGAUAUUGCUCACGUCUAAGUUAAAAAUUGUCCCUGCACAAGUGAGUGUGUAAUCGCUAAUUGUUGGUGGAUACUGUCUACAUGCUUACUGCAGUGAAGUCCUAGGAAAAAUAGAAUUUAUAGAUGUCUGAUUAUUUAUAAACCAUUUAGUAUUAUUAACUAGUUCUCGGUUCGUCAUAUAUGCCCAACAACUACAGGAACCACCCUCGAUUAAAGCAUACCCAAAAAUUAUCUAGCAUCUCAGCCAGUCGCAUAAAUGGUGACUUUAUUUUAAACUCUAUUAGAUAUGUACUCAUUGUUCCGUCUACACGUUUCUACACUUUGCUGCUGCAUUUAAAUUACUAACUUCAUGAAGUGUGUUUGUUUUUCAGACGUUAAUAUGGUUACAGCUAUUCAAUAUUACUGUUAUUUUAUACAAAGAUAUGUAAACCAUUCCUGACUUGUUAGGUCUCUCUGGCGUAGUAUAUUUUGCAUAUAUGCCAGUGUCUAUGAAUUGAAAAAGUCAUUAUGUAGAGCUAAUAAAAAUCUGUAUAGUUAUGUUUGUUAUGAAAGUAACUGUAACACACCAUACGUACUAGAUCCUAUGCAUUAGUGAGUACUUCAGUUUUAUUAUAGUAUUUCAUUUAUGUUAACAGAUGUUUUAGAAUUCAGCAACAGUGUUUUACUAUUUGAUUGAUAGUAAUUAAUCUGUUUGCCUUUAUUCUUACUCGUUUUAUAGUACAACAAGUAACAGCCAUGGUAGAUGUAAACAUUGAUAACUUUGUUAAAAUUUGUCUACCGGUUUUCAUCGGGAUCAGCAUGCGGUCAUCAAUCAGUUUACAAUCAUAUUCCGGAGAAAACAAACCACCUAUGUUUGGUGACUAUGAAGCUCAACGUCACUGGAUGGAAAUUACUGUUAAUUUACCGUUUUCAGAAUGGUAUACAAAUUCAACAAGAAAUGAUUUGAAUUAUUGGGGCUUAGAUUAUCCACCUGUUACGGCAUAUCAUAGUUGGCUCAUGGGUAAAUUAGCUAAUAAAAUGGACCAUAAUUGGGUUCAGUUGUACACCUCCAGAGGUUUCGAAUCUAGAGAGCACAAGUUGUUCAUGCGUUAUACUGUAUUGGUGGCUGAUUUAUUAUUUUUUAUACCUUCUGUAUUAGUAUUUUUCCAUUAUGUUCUACCUAAAAUUAUGAGUAGCAGUAAUCAGCCACCAAAACUUAGCGGAUUUUAUUCGGCUUGUCUGGUGCUGACUUAUCCUGGUCUUAUAUUAAUUGAUCAUGGGCAUUUUCAAUACAAUUGUAUCAGUCUUGGUUUGUUCUUGACCGGGGUUAAUUUUUUCCUCCUUGAAUGGGAUUUGGUCGGUUCUGUAUUAUUUUGUUUAGCUUUGGGAUAUAAACAAAUGGAACUAUACCAUGCGUUACCAAUUUUUUUCUAUUUAUUAAGCAACUGUAUUCAUAAAAAAUCUGUGUGCUGUGGAUUAAUACAUUUAGUCAAACUAAGUUGUAUUGUUUUCUUUACAAUGCUUUUAAUAUUUGCGCCGUUCUUAAUAACAUAUGACUCGAAUCUUUUACAUCAAGUCGUUCGACGUUUGUUUCCGUUUGAUCGAGGUAUUUACGAAGAUAAAGUAUCUAAUUUUUGGUGCGCUACUUCACCAUUAGUUAAGUGGCGCUCAUUAUUUUCGACCUCAUCCCAAACAUUAUCGUCUAAUAAACUGGUAUGGGUUAGCAUUCUACUUGUACUAAUUACUUGCCUUCCAUCUUGCCUAGUUUUGCUAGGGAAAUCAAAGAAACGAAAAUUCCUAAUUUCUCUAGCUCUCAGUGCUCUGAUUUUCUACUUGUUUUCCUUCCAAGUUCAUGAAAAAUCAAUUUUGUUAGUGUCUAUUCCUGCUUUUUGUUUACUACCUUUUUAUCCAAUAUCGUCGUUUCUAUUCUCUUUAUGCUCUACUCUUAGUAUGUGGCCAUUAUUUAAGAAGGAUGGUCUACUAUUGGCUAGUUUAUGUUUAAUAUGUAUGCAUACCAUUCUAGGCUAUUUUACAAUACUUAAAAGCGAUGAUAAUGACAAACGUUCUGCUGAGAGUCGAAAAUUACGAAGCAAUACUAGGAGUAACAAUAAUAUUUCGUUAUUUACUACACUUUUUAUCCUUUUUAGCUAUGGUAUUUUGAUUCUCAGUGACUUACUAAUUUCACCUCCACCAGCAUAUCCAGAUUUAUUCCCUUUACUAUCUUCUAUGUACUCGUUCACACUGUUUUUCUUAUUCAUGCUCUAUUGGCAGUGGAAAGUUAUUUUCACUUAAAAACUUUUCACCUGGUUUUGCUUCUAGGAUAAAUACACGUUCAUAAAGUUCUUGUUCUCGAUAAUUUACAUAAUCAGUUAUUUUAUUUUGUACACUUGUUACUAUCAUUCUUGCAAUAAAAACUGAUGUCUUUCUAAUAAACUGUAGGAUGUAACUUUGACAAACAAAG
Molecule: messenger RNA, 3388 nt
Organism: Schistosoma turkestanicum
Lineage: Eukaryota; Metazoa; Platyhelminthes; Trematoda; Strigeidida; Schistosomatidae
Source: the annotation of a GenBank genome assembly